AUGUUCUACACUCACUUCAAGCGCGGGCCUCUGGCCAAAAUCUGGCUUGCAGCGCAUUGGGAGCGCAAAAUCACCAAAACUCAUGUGUUUGAAUGCAAUUUGGAGAGCACCAUCAAACACAUAAUUUCCCCGCAGACAAAGAUCGGCUUGCGGACUUUUGGCCACCUACUCCUGGGAGUAGUGAGGAUAUACUUCAGAAAAGCCAAAUAUCUACUUGCUGACUGCAAUGACGCUGUUGUCAAAAUUAAAGUAGCCUUCAGACCAGGAAAGACUGACAUGCCUGUUGAAGGACUGGAGGCCACACUUAAAGCCAUCACGUUGAUGGAGGAUUUCACUGACUUCGAUUCCCAGCUACCAGACACAAAUAAAUGUAAUGUUGUGGACCAUUUUUUACUGAAUCAGUGCCGAACAGAGGACAUCACCCUCAAAGAGGAUUUUGGAAAUAGCUUUCUCACAUUUGAUGACUUUGGUAAGGGUGUGAUUGAGACCCAGUCUCACCAAGGGGGCAUGUUAGAUGUGAGUUACCUGAGCCUGGCCCAGCACGGAGAUGCUUUUGGCGAUGAGGACAAAGGCAUUGACAUCUUGGACUUCAUGGCCAGUUCCAGUGAGAAUGCUUUUUUGAUGGACCUUUUCCCAGCCGAACCACAAAAUGUGAUGCCAGAGAUUGCCCCCAUGAACAUUAACCAAGAAGGUCGUCCAGACUCUUCUACAUCUGUACCCAUGGAGGAGGAUCACCCUGUCCUGAAUGAGACAACUCCUGUCCUGAAUGAGACAACACCUGUCCUGAAUGAGACAACACCUGUCCUGAAUGAGACGACGUUGGUCAAUGAGGAGGAGGGCUUUGCUCUGGAGCCUGUCGCUGUGACUCCGACCUUGGAGAGGAAGAAGGGGAAGAGGAGAAGGAGACUGGUGGUGGACCAGGCCAAGGAGAUGUCCAACCAGGCCAUCAGGGAGCAGCUCACUGACUACUCAGAUCUCACCGCCCCACUGGACAUAGCCCCACCCACCCACCAACUCAUGCAAUGGAAAGAGAGUGGAGGGGUGGACAUUCACCUCUGUGCCCAUGUCAUUCAUCCACACCUUCAACAGCUCUAUUCCAGUGAUGUGUUUCGGGGGAAAACAGAUCGAGUGGGCAAUGAAGAUGACCGUGAAGAGAUGAGACAGGAGAGACAUGAGGUGGAAAGCGACGUGAGCGACCUGCCCAGUGAGUUCAGUGUCCUGCAUGAGACUAUGGAUCCUGAGAGAAUGGGACACAAUGUGGAGCUCACUCCUCUGCACCACAAUGGGACUGACAACCCACCUGAGGACGUCUGGGACACAGUACAUGUGACAGUUGGUGGAAAUGAAAUUGCUGCAAUGUGCGAUGAUUGUGUGUUGUGUUAUAACAAACUGGGAUGGGAUUUUCCCUGCUUUUCUGACAUUUAUCCUUUAUAUAAUCAAUCCGUAACUGACCUAUCCCCUAUAAAAAAAAAUCAGAUUUUUCUAUGUUGUCCUGAUGACAUCCCUAAACAGAUUCAGAGCAGCAGAAGCAACGCCAUGUUCAGCCUGCAGAUGCUGUGUGAGAGGAACAGUCGCUCCCAGGCCUCGGCUACCUUCUUUUGCCUCCUGGUGCUGAAGAAACAGCAGGCCCUGGACCUGCACCAGAGCGAGCCUUACGCUGACAUUAUAGCCACACCUGGACUCAGGUUCUAAGAGGUGAAGACACCUGCUAAUUGUGCCUCAUUCAUAGACUCACUGCUAUCUGUCAAUAACUGCACAAAACUCCAGCGGUCUAGACACCCUCGUCAUACGUCUCAUAGCAUGGACACUAAUUAAGAACUGAUUACACCAAUAAAUAUUAUUUGGAUAAUAUUUAUCAAACUGGGUUGUGAUAUCCAGCACUAAUGAGAUAGUUAUGUCACCUCUAUGAAUCUCCCAGGACCCAGACCCAAGUCACUCCCUUUGUGAGAAAGCAGGGCCUGCUACAAGACAUAAUUUGCACAGGGUUAACAUCUGAUUUGUCUCAUUGGGUCAGAGUAAAUGUUUUGGAAUGUUCUGUUGUUUUGUUCAGGAGCUUUAGGUUAACUUUACUUGUUUGAAUAAGAUGGUUUUGUUCAUUAUGCCGACAGACUAGGAUUUGUUGGAUUUACCAAUUUCAGUAAUUUAAUAAGCGUAGUUUUAGUUCAGUGUUUUUAAUUAAGGAAUUGUUUUUAUUCUUAACGAUCUGUAAGUAUAACAGUGAAUUUUAUUCAAUGAAAUGUAUGAGCAGCCUUCUUCAAUGUUUGUAAAGUAUGUAUUUCAAGUCUCAAUUAAAAGAAGUAGAAGUUCA
Messenger RNA from Oncorhynchus keta (chum salmon), 2308 nucleotides. RefSeq names its product double-strand-break repair protein rad21 homolog. Gene Ontology annotation, biological process: replication-born double-strand break repair via sister chromatid exchange; mitotic sister chromatid cohesion; synaptonemal complex assembly. The record is from RefSeq and is a predicted model, not a curated record. Gene Ontology annotation, cellular component: synaptonemal complex; cohesin complex. NCBI's taxonomy places the organism in Eukaryota, Metazoa, Chordata, Actinopteri, Salmoniformes, Salmonidae. Gene Ontology annotation, molecular function: chromatin binding; protein binding.